AUGAUGAUGCUCUGUAUCCAGGAUGAAAUAUGUAACCGGCUGCUGGUGCCUCAAAUAAAAGCAUGUUCUGAAAAUCACAAUAAGUGCAAUGCUACUCAGUGUCAGAGAGCAGUACAGAAGUUUUAUGACAAUCUACCACCAAAGGUUGCAGGAGUGCUGGUCUUUUGUGAUUGCAGUCCUUCAGAUGAACCUUGUCAACAAGUACAGGGGGUUCUUCAUGCUCGGUUCUGCUCAGGAAACAGUGAUCUACCCCCAACAUGCCUUGAAGUGAUAGACAAAUGCAUGGAAGAUACAUUCUGCAGGGAGAGAUAUGAACUGCUCCAGUCAAAGUGCUGGGGAGAUGGAAAAGGAUUAUGUCAAGAUGAUGGUAAUGAUAAAGACUGUUUCUUAACUCCGGAUGAAGAGAGCACGACGUGUGUGAGAUAUAAGGAAUGUAGAGCAGCUUACACUGGCACAAGGGGAACGUACCUUCAAGUUCCUUGCACAUGCAAUGGUUUGCAAAAUACAGAGCAAUCAACGUGCAAACAGUUCCAAAACAUGCUUCGCCACAGGUCCUGCUACACGCAUGUUUCCAAUCCUACAAGUGAAAAUAUUCCGUUGCCCAGAGAUACGCUCGAUACAGUAUUCACAACAACAAGAUUAUAUUCAUUAUUUAAUGGCAGUGUGAAAGACAGUGAGCUGUCAUGUGCGCAGACAUUUAAUAGGCAAGCUUUUGUCCAGAUCCUUCACAUCUGCAGACCUGAUGAAGCCCCAGAAGAGUACUGCUACACUCUUGGGGAGGGCAAGCUGUGA
Polyodon spathula (Mississippi paddlefish) is the source of this 792-nucleotide messenger RNA. RefSeq names its product GDNF family receptor alpha like (gene gfral). Gene Ontology annotation, cellular component: signaling receptor complex; external side of plasma membrane. Gene Ontology annotation, biological process: nervous system development. The record is from RefSeq and is a predicted model, not a curated record. Bases 1 to 792 code for a protein of 263 amino acids. Gene Ontology annotation, molecular function: signaling receptor activity. Lineage: Eukaryota; Metazoa; Chordata; Actinopteri; Acipenseriformes; Polyodontidae. The transcript has 4 exons.